This is a messenger RNA of Triticum dicoccoides, 1577 nucleotides long. RefSeq names its product putative F-box protein At2g02030. The transcript is spliced from 3 exons. Gene Ontology annotation, molecular function: protein binding. The record is from RefSeq and is a predicted model, not a curated record. Lineage: Eukaryota; Viridiplantae; Streptophyta; Magnoliopsida; Poales; Poaceae. The coding region runs from base 17 to 1495 and encodes 492 amino acids.
CACGCAUACGCGCCCUAUGCCCUGCUGCGCCAACUGGCGCAUAAGGGCGCCGAAGAGAGGAGCGCUCUGGAAACGCCGCCGCUAUCCGCAACUGCGCCUCCACGCGCAAACCCUCUCGAAUCUGCUUACAGCCAUGUCCAGGCUCCUGGAGGGCGACGACACCAGGCUUCCGAGGGUUGAUGAUACCUUUACACAAAAGACGGUUAAUGAUGCGAGAAAGAGGAAGUGGAGGAUGCCACAGAGGAAGCAAACGAAGAGGUCUGGACAUCCUGCAGGCGAGGAAUUGUUGGACGAGAUGUUGUGGGAGAUCUUAAUCCGGCUGCCUGUGGAGUCGCUGGCUAGGUUCAAGUUGGUUAGCAAGGUCUGGUACACCAUUAUCUCCCAACCUGUUUUUGUUCGUGCACACCUCCAACGCUCCAAACAGAAACAACAUCACAAUCCGUCUUCCUUCCUCAUCACCCCCCAGAUUUAUCUAGAUUCCAAUCCCUCAGGCAUUUUUUCCACCAACAUCCGUUUCUUCCAGUGGUCUUUACAAGAAGAUGAUUUGCCAAAAGUAGCAACAAAAGUUGGAAUGAGUCAUAGUAGUAGCGCAAUGCUUCUUCAUGGGAGGCACUUCCCGGCUGGCGAGUUUGGGUUGGUGUCCCAGAUGGCACACUGCGAUGGGUUGGUGCUGCUCCCUACAGACACCAAUGCUUAUGUCUUCAACCCGGCCACUAGAGAUGGCAUUGCUCUGCCGAGGAGUCAUCACAACGUGUUGCAACGUCCCGUAUGCCUUCCCAUUGGUUUGGGCCUUGAUGUUUCCACUGGCACAUAUAAGGUUGCACGGUCUUUCUUCCGUUCAUGUGAUUACAAUUCCGUUGCAAUGGGGAUGGAGGUCAUCACCAUUAAUUGCGGAGAGGGGUCUUGGAGGGAAACCUUGGUGGAUCCACCGUACCUUAUCCUUUGUCCGCAAACUGCCAUACACUGCAAGGGGUGUCUAUUCUAUUUCAUCGAUAGGGAAAAUCAGCCAUGCUCCCCACGGGGGCUGCUUCGUUUCAGCCUUCAAGACGAAACUUUCGGCAUCACUCCGUUGCUUAACAACCUCUACCCUACAGUUGAAGAUGAAGAUAUUGUUAUCCAUGAGCUUGGUGGGGAACUAUGCGCUACUUUCUUCUGCAAGAGUAUGCAACGAGUAUUGAUCUCGAUGACAAGAGAUAUAUUGGUCCCGGAAUGGGAAUGUCACUAUGUAAUGAAUGUUUCAGACCAGUGCUUGCCAAUGGCCUCACUUAGCAAUGGUGGGAUUCUUCUACGGAGAGGCCAUUGUCUCUUCCGUUAUUACAUGAAGGAUCAUGGUGUAAAAGAAAAUGACAUGUUCGAUAUCGAUGAGCUAAGGUUCCUUGGGCCUAGUGAAGACACAUUGGGACAUGCAUGGGAAAAUUUAUUUUGGUUCGACCUACUCUAUUACACGCCAAGUCUUGUUCCAGUUACUCCUAAGGCGAGCUUACAUGCCUCAUAAGACCAUGUACACUGCAAGGUGUUUAGAGAAGUGCUUGUAUAAAUAAAUUGUUUUUUCCCUUAAGUACCGGUGCUUGUUUCUA